Molecule: messenger RNA, 1338 nt
Organism: Sclerotinia sclerotiorum 1980 UF-70
Lineage: Eukaryota; Fungi; Ascomycota; Leotiomycetes; Helotiales; Sclerotiniaceae
Exons: 4
Coding region: 1-1338 (445 amino acids)
Biological process (GO): regulation of transcription by RNA polymerase II
Cellular component (GO): mediator complex
Molecular function (GO): transcription coregulator activity
Source: RefSeq, a predicted model, not a curated record
AUGACCACAAAACCCCUCGUUGGGUCACAAGCCCAACGACAGUCGCAAAGAUCAUUGAAUCCAAACGUUACCUCGAGACCCUCCCCACAAAGAAGCCUAUCGUCUACCUCCCCGACUCGAAGAUACAACGAAGCCUUCAUAGACUUAACGCUUGAUGUGCCGGAUUCUACAUCUGUGCGUUAUGGACAAACCUCGAGAACAGGAGGGUCGCGCUUGAAGCAAGAAAUUUCCAAUGAGUCGAGAAGUUCAAGUCAGACGGAGACAUCAAGCUCGGGUCCUUCAAAUAUAAUAUCCAGUAGGCAGACUCUGCCUCCACGCGGUCGACCGCAGCUUCAUUUCGAUGUGCCUCAUACGAGAGCCACCAGAUCCAGUUUGACGUCCGACCAAAACUACAGUCAAGUGUUUGCGAGACCAUUUCCUCUUCCUGUUAGGCCCGGAAGACAUGCACCCCCAUUUGUGGAAAAGCCGAGCUCAUCAAUUGGGACAUCUGGAAAGAAAGAUGCUCGCCCCAAACCUUUUGUUUUAGAGAUACCGCCCGCUGCGCCGUCUUAUUCACCAAACGGUCAUGCUGAUUUCUUCCCAUGGAACGGUAACCAUGCUGAAGACCAAUUCACUGAAAUUGUCAUCCGGGGAGGCUUCUUCGACAAGUCGCAAAUGUCACAGAACGAAACUGGCUCGGCAAAAGCCUCUAUAUAUCCAUCUUUAAAACACAAAAGCGGGCUCCAAACACUGUCAUCAUUGUUUUCCAGCGUUUUAGCUCAGCGGAGGGCUCAUGGAAAUAUCACGGCGAACUCAACUUUCAAGCCGCCACCCCGUGUAACGGUUACGGACACGAAGAGAGAAAUAUGGCUCAAGGAUCUAGCUAAUCCGACUAUAUCACUCCGCCGCCUCAGUCGAUCAAUUCCCCACGGGAUUAGAGGUAAGGUGCUCCUAGAACAUUCCCUCAACAAAAACAUCCCUAUCGAGCGGGCCGUCUGGUUAGCCAAGUGCGUAGGGGCAAAUGAACUGAGGUCUUUCAAGAGGAAGGGUGCGGGUGGUGCUUUUGCUAUGGGAGGUGAGACGAAAUGGGUUAGAGACUUUACAGUUUGUGUUGAACAGGUGUUGGAGAGCAUAAUUGGAUCAUGUGGAGAGAAGGACUUUCGUCGCAGGAUCUAUUACGCACCGCGAGCAUUAUCUAGAUUGGAUACUAUCAUCCCUCGAGGCUACUUCUCAAGCCAAAUUACCAAUAUGGUUGUUGAUUGCCCAGGUGUAUUGGGAAGAUAUUUUGAAGUAUCGGAGGUUCGGGCGCCGGUUCACAACUACUCUGCUGAAUCGUUUUUCAGAGCAUCCGGAUUCUGA